Molecule: messenger RNA, 810 nt
Organism: Akanthomyces muscarius
Lineage: Eukaryota; Fungi; Ascomycota; Sordariomycetes; Hypocreales; Cordycipitaceae
Exons: 2
Coding region: 1-810 (269 amino acids)
Source: RefSeq, a predicted model, not a curated record
AUGGCCAUCCGCGGUAGCGAACACAGGACCUCCCAUGCCCAUCAUGGUGUUGCAAGGGACAGGUCAUGGUUCUGCGACGAUUACAGGCCGAUAUCUUCUUCCAUCUUCGGCUCGCCCGUCAUAUGCAUCGGCACUGUGCUACUCCCCGUCAAAGUCUCCCCGAAUGCCGAGAACCGCGAGCACGCUACCGUGAAGCUACGCAACGUCUUGCAUACCCCGAAAGCCAUCUGCAACAUUAUAGGCGCGCCAAUUUGCGAUGAUUAUGACGUUGUUCUGGGAAGUUUUCGUAACCCAGCCAACGCUGGCACAAUCACUCUCCCCAACGGCACCGCAGUGGGUUUCUUCACGCUCAAAUCCCGUUUUCAGCUCAGGUUGAGCGUUCCACCCGUUGGGCCACAUGUUGGUCCUUCACCGUUCGAGCCAGGUACCAAUUACAUAAUUCGUGCCGAGUGGCCCUCGUCGGAGCGCCAGAAGUGGCUACCAAGCCCGUGUACGCCCGGCCCGAUGGCAGCCCCGGAUCGCCCCUCCGCGGAAGAAAGGAAGUGGCUCAACAUGCACUACGGCAACGAGUACAAAUUCCUGGCCGCGCACCGCCUCAGGAUCCGCGAUGAAGAGGAACGGCAUGAGGGCCUCCAGGUUAUGCGCGCCUUGAUGCAGCACCACACGGCUGAUACCGUUGGCGGACUGGGACACCCUUCGGAGCGCUUGGCCUCUCCCGAGAGGCAGUGGAUGAAGGAGAAUUAUGGCAACGAGUACAAGUUCCUGGUUCUGCAUGGCCUCGAGAUCACAAGGACGAAGACCGCCUACUAG